Messenger RNA from Cercocebus atys (sooty mangabey), 5223 nucleotides. It is a transcript of the gene GAS2L3, whose product is annotated as growth arrest-specific 2 like 3. Gene Ontology annotation, molecular function: actin filament binding; cytoskeletal adaptor activity; microtubule binding. Gene Ontology annotation, cellular component: actin filament. Gene Ontology annotation, biological process: actin crosslink formation. The coding region runs from base 2103 to 4187 and encodes 694 amino acids. The record is from RefSeq and is a predicted model, not a curated record. The transcript is spliced from 9 exons. Lineage: Eukaryota; Metazoa; Chordata; Mammalia; Primates; Cercopithecidae.
UGAAAUAUGAUUGGUAUAGAUAUAGUAUUUCUAUUUUCUGUAUUAGGCAGUUAGGAAACAUUUAACUCAGAAUUUUAAAGCUGAGAAACUUUUUUCUGAGUAAAUCAGAAAGGAUGUAUUCUUCAACUAUUUUUCUAAAUGAAGCAUUAGAAAAGGAUGAAAUAUUUUGACAUACAGAAAGGCAUACAGACUAGUAUAAUAACGUCUUUGUUCUUACCACUUAUCUUGAAAUAAAAUCUUACUGGUACAGUUGAAAGGCCCUUGUGCAUUCCUCCCCAGGGUCAUUUUCCUCUCUCUUCCUCGGUGGUAACUGCGAUAUCAACUUGAUCCUACCCUUGCAGCUUGUGUAUCUUGGCGAUAAUCUGGUGGCUGAGUGCUAAAUGGAUAUGUGGCACAAUGGCAAUUAAUGUUAUUCUUUUUCCUGAAGAAACUUACCUUAUUUCUUUGCUUUUUUUUUUGUUUGCUACUCUUCCUGGUUGACUUCAGAUUUGUGACAGAUUGGAGCCAUGACACUUUGAAUUCUCCCCAUCAUACCGUAUACCGUGAGAAAGGAUUGAGCCUAUAUCUUUGGGAUGAAAGAUCGGUUCAGUAGUUGAUGUUUUUAAUCCCAUUAUGAUCUGAAGUCAAAUUAGAAUGAAGAGCCUUAAUACAAAUAAUCUUGAGUGCCUCAUGACUUUUAAAAAAUAUUUAAAGAUGAGUGGGUUAGGCUCAAAUUCUGAUCAAAUUUCAGGUGGAUGAGCACAUUCUGUGUUUCCAACAUUUUCCUCGGAUUUUAAAAGUUAAGUAUAGUAUUCCUAACUUUGUAUGAUCUAUGCAUAAGAGUGUCUUGUGAAAGAUUCCCAGCAGGUUUAGAGUGUAGUUUAGACUUGGUUACAUGAGAGGUCUUCCUUCACACUCGCCAAAUCUAAGGGAAAAGGCUUCCUCAAGUUGGCAAAGAAUUGAAAUAGACUUCUUCAAAAAGGCAGAAAGACAAAAACAAAAAAUAAGGACAAUAUGUUGCUAAUUAAGAUGCACAAUGAAGUGUUACUGGUUCAGUGUAAUUGAUUUAUAUGAAACAGAUUUUUAGGGAAUGAUAGAAAAGAGGAAAAUAGGUAAUAAAAUGAAGGAGAAGCAAGAAUUGUGAUUGUGGUACAGAUCGGGGACUGGGGCUAAGAAGCUACUCUUGGGAAUAAAUGCCUGAGACACAAAAAUAUCUUGGAAAGAUGAUAGUGAAUGACUAGAAAAUACCAAAGAUUGGUUUUUAGUAUCUGUUACAUAGUGAGUACUCAUUACUUAAUUGUUGAUUGACUGAUAAAAUCUCAUCAAUGAAAAGCACAUGUUCAUGUAUGAAGAUACAUAAUAACUUGUCUGCAUACUAUUUUAUUAAAGAAUUUCUUUUUUAAAGUUAAUCCAGAUGGUUAUAUUUUUGUCAUCUUAAAAGUAUUUUUUUCUGUUAUGCAAGAAGAAUGAUUUUAAAAAUGUAUGUGAAGACUCUUGCUAAAGUUCAAGUGACCAAAUACUGUGCAUAAAUUCUUUAUUUCUUUCAUAAAACUAAUUUUGUUGAAUUUUCCAUAAAAAGUGCAACGACUAAACAUUCUUGUGAUAGCUUCUUUGUGAAUGUGUCACUGUUCUUGAUUUGCACACGCCUUAUAAUUUAGGCUUUCUUUUGUUUUGGGCUGGCAGCUCCAACUGUUAAAGCUCUUGUCUGAUUAUGUGGAACUCCAUUUUAAUAGGAGCAGCUUCUUUGCUGCAUUUUUAAAAAAUGGUCUUGGAAGCUUCUUACUUCCGAGAAAUGGAUCUUUGUUGCGGACAAAGGAUUAUUUAUGCUAAAGGAAAAUGUAUUCCCCACUGAAUUAGCUCGUGGGAAGCAUAACAAGAUCAUUAGGAAUGCUCACUUGUACUUUGGCCUUUUGCUGUGGUGGAGAGAAGGGAAAAUGACAUCAAAAAGGGCAUUCUGUUGUCUUUUGCCUUCCUGCAAAGAAAAUGUAUUAUAAUGUUAGGCUUUUCAGUAUGGUUCAGCUCAGGUUCAACUCUGGUACUAGAAGAAUGUUCCUGAAAGGAAAGUGGUAUGUAUAGUUGACACUGUGCAUGAGAAAAGAAAUUUCAUUUCAACAUAGGUGACUAUGCAGCCUGCAAUUCAAGUAUGGUUUGGAGAAGAUCUGCCUCUAAGUCCUCGGAGUCCUCUGACCCCCAGACAUGGACCAGGAUUGGCUAAUGUUUGUCAGUAUGAUGAGUGGAUAGCUGUGAGGCAUGAAGCCACUCUGUUGCCCAUGCAAGAAGAUCUAUCAAUCUGGUUAUCUGGUUUAUUAGGUAUUAAAGUUAAGGCAGAAAAAUUAUUGGAAGAACUUGAUAAUGGAGUACUACUAUGUCAACUGAUUGAUGUUCUUCAAAACAUGGUGAAAACAUGCAACUCUGAAGAAUCAGGGAAUUUUCCAGCGAGAAAAGUGCCCUGUAAGAAAGAUGCUGCAUCAGGUUCAUUCUUUGCUCGGGACAAUACCGCAAACUUCCUUCACUGGUGUAGGGACAUUGGGGUUGAUGAAACUUACCUCUUUGAAUCUGAAGGUUUAGUUUUGCACAAAGAUCCAAGACAGGUGUAUCUUUGCCUUCUUGAAAUUGGUCGAAUUGUGUCAAGAUAUGGGGUUGAGCCACCAGUGUUAGUAAAACUUGAGAAAGAAAUUGAGUUAGAAGAGACCUUGCUUAAUACUUCUGGGCCUGAAGAUUCCAUCACCAUUCCAAAAUCGUGCUGUCAGCAUGAAGAGCUACAUGAAGCUGUUAAACAUAUUGCUGAGGAUCCUCCUUGUAGUUGUUCUCAUCGAUUUUCUAUUGAGUAUUUGUCUGAAGGACGGUACCGACUAGGGGAUAAAAUACUCUUUAUAAGAAUGCUUCAUGGAAAACAUGUCAUGGUUCGCGUUGGUGGAGGCUGGGAUACUCUUCAGGGAUUUUUGCUUAAAUAUGACCCCUGUCGAAUAUUACAGUUUGCCACACUGGAACAAAAAAUUUUAGCAUUUCAAAAAGGAGUUUCUAAUGAAAGUGUACCUGAUGCGCCCGCCAGAACACCUCAGCCUCCUGAAAUGAAUCCUUUGUCAGCAGUUAACAUGUUUCAGAAACAAAAUUCAAAACCCAGCAUGCCAGUUCGUAUUCCAAAAAGCAAGGAAAAACAGGGACGUCCACCAGGUGCAUUGGUGCCACCAUCUUCACUGAAAGGAGCUAAUCUGGGCCCUAUGUCAGUCCGUUCUAAAUCGCCACAUUCUCCCGCAGCAUCGUCUCAUCCCAAGCUCAAGUCUUCAAGAGGCAUAACAAAGAAACCACAGCCUCCUUCAAACAAUGCAUCAUCUUCACUUGCUUCAUUAAAUCCAGUAGGUAAAAACACUUCUUCACCAGCUUUACCAAGAACUGCACCUUGUAUAUCUGAGUCACCAAGAAAAUGUAUUGCAUCCCCCAGUACCCCUAAGGCCAAGGUUAUUCCAGCCCAGAAUUCAACAGAUCUGCCUGAGUCCACACUUUUGCCAAAUAAGUGUUCUGGAAAAACUCAACCUAAGUAUUUGAAACAUAAUCAUAUUUCUUCCAGAGAUAGUGCAGUAUUUCACUUAGCUGCACAUUCAAAUUCAUCCUCAAAGUGUCCCAAGCUACCUAAAGCAAAUACACCUGUAAGACCUAAACCUUCUUUCCAGUCCUCUGCAAAAAUGACGAAAUCCAGUUCCAAAAACAUAGCCACGGGUCUAGGAACACAGUCUCAACCAUCCGAUGGUGCCCCACAAGCAAGGCCAGUCCCAGCACAGAAACUUAAAUCGGCCUUGAAUUUAAAUCAGCCAGUUUCUGUGUCCUCAGUUUCUCCUGGAAAAGCUACACAGAAAUCAAAAGAUAAGAAUAUAGUUUCAGUUACCAAAAAGCAGCCUCAGAAUAAAAGUACUUUUCAGAAGACAGAACCCAGCUCCUCGAAGUCUCCUGGCAGGACCCCAUUGUCCAUCGUGAGCCUUCCCCAGUCUUCUACCAAAACACAAACUGCGCCGAAGGCAGCACAGACUGUUGCUAAGGGCCAGCAUUCAACUAAAGGGCCUCCCAAAAGUGGCAAAACCCCAGCUUCAACCAGGAAACCACCCUUAUCUGUUAAGGAUGCAGAUAGUGGAGAUAAAAAACCUACUGCAAAGAAAAAGGAAGAUGAUGACCAUUAUUUCGUCAUGACCGGAAGUAAGAAACCUAGAAAAUAAAUACAUAGUCAUUAUAAAAAAAGAGAAAAAGAAGAGUGAAUGUGUUAGCUUCACAUCUUAAAAGUUUCUCCUGUUUGUGUCUGUCUAAAUAGGUGCAGACACUAAGGAUAGUGAGGAUGGAGGUUGGGAUGAGGAAAGGGUUCAUCAGACUUCACAUAUCUGAAUUCAGAAGGAGCCCUUCUGAAGCAAACAGUUGUAAAAUCACUGCAAGGUUUUUAUUAAUAAGAGACAUGUAUAUGAUUUUCAGUCUAUAGCAUCUUUGUUAACAUCUGCCUGUUGCAGGAAAUGUAAAAGUUACUUAACACUACAAGAAUUUUAACAAUAGUUGCUCUAUUUUUGAAUAUGUAUUAAAUAUGGAGUUCAUAUACCUGCUAAUACCAACGAUGGUGCUCUUACUAUUAGGUCAUUGCAUUUUGGUUUUUUUAAAAAAAAAAACAAAAAAAAACAACGGUUUGGCACUUGUCCCACAAAAGGCAUCUAAUUUAAUGUUCUGAUCAGAAUUGCCUGAUCCAACAAUACUAAGUCAUGACUGCUGCUGACUAGCUUGGCAUUACUCUGUGUUAGGUAGAAUUCUUAUUAUUUAUUUUUUUAAGCUUUCCAAAUCGGAAGGAACUGAUUGUUUCACGUGGCUUAUAUUUACAUUGGUAGUAUUUUGUCAGCAAUAUUUUUGGUAAAAAAAAAAACAGCAAAUUAACUUACUGAAGUAUAAACGUUAACAAUUUUUUAUAUUAUCUAUAAAAACUUAGACACCUUAUAUUUCACAUGUUGUGCAAUGUGACGGGAAACUGGUUUAGUAGCUUUUAGCAUAUUAAAAAUAAUUUUUAUAAUGUAAUUUCCUAUAAGUGCAGAUCUGACAUUUUACAUUACAAUAAUGUGAAACAUCAGAAUUAUGUUUUAACAACUUUAAAAUUAAGAUGCUACUGAAAUAAUUUAGUUACGCUAUGUAAAAAUUGUAUCAUGAAAUUCUACCAUGAAAAAUUCUUUAAAAAAUUAAAGAAUUUUUCUCUAGAUAGCAUAAUACCAAUUUUAAUUAAUU